This is a messenger RNA of Macadamia integrifolia, 2547 nucleotides long. Its product is annotated as protease 2. Gene Ontology annotation, molecular function: serine-type endopeptidase activity. Lineage: Eukaryota; Viridiplantae; Streptophyta; Magnoliopsida; Proteales; Proteaceae. The transcript has 11 exons. Gene Ontology annotation, cellular component: cytosol. Bases 1 to 2139 code for a protein of 712 amino acids. Gene Ontology annotation, biological process: proteolysis. The record is from RefSeq and is a predicted model, not a curated record.
AUGGAGACGCUGGCUGCAACAAUGGAAGGGGUCAACGAUCUCUUCUUCUGGCAAUGGCAAGCAGCGGUGGUUCCAGGGAUAACUGUGAUUGGCGAUGGAGGAGAAGCUUCAACCAGCAGGUCUGAAACCAAUGGUGGAGUCAUUGAUAAUGUGGAAAUUCUUCUAGGGACAAAGGACUUUGAAGAUCAGAUUUAUGAUGAAAUACGAGGACGAAUCAAGGAAGAUGAUACAUCUGCACCUACUCGCAGAGGGUCUUAUUAUUACUAUGAAAGGACUUCAGAGGGGAAGGAGUAUGUUCAGCACUGUAGGCGCCUUAUAUCCAGUGCUGAGGCCCCUCCUUCUGUGUAUGACACUAUGCCAACUGGACCUGAUGCUCCUCCAGAGCACAUUAUCUUAGAUGAGAAUAUAAAGGCUCAGGAACACAAAUACUACAGCAUUGGUGCUUUCAAAGUCAGUCCAAAUAAUAAGUUGGUAGCCUAUGCUGAAGAUACUAAAGGUGAUGAAAUCUACACUGUUUUUGUGAUUGAUGCUGAGACUCAAGCUCUUGUUGGGAAGCCUUUAGCAGGUCUGACAGCAGACCUUGAAUGGGCUGGUGAUGAGACACUAGUUUACGUCACAAUGGAUGAUAUCCUUAGGCCUGACAAGGUCUGGUCACACAAGUUAGGUUCUGACCAAUCAAGCGAUUGUUGCCUUUAUCAUGAAAUGGAUGAUACAUUCUCUCUUGGCCUUAAAGCUUCUGAGAGCAAGAAAUUUUUGUUUGUUGCAUCUGGAAGUAAAAAUACAGGUUUCGUCUUCUACCUGGACAUUUUUAAGCAAGAAGAUGGCCUCAAGGUUUUGACACCUCGUGUAGAUGGCAUUGACACAACAGUUAGCCAUCGUGGAAAUCAUUUUUUCAUCCAGAGGAGGAGUGAUGAGUUUUUUAAUUCAGAAUUACUUGCUUGUCCUUUGGAUAACAUAUCUGAAACAACAGUUUUGCUUCCGCACCGGGAAAGUGUGAAAAUACAGGACAUAAAACUUUUUAAAGAUCAUCUUGCUGUAUAUGAACGUGAAAGUGGUCUGCCAAAAGUCACGAUUUUCAGCCUUCCAGCUGAAGGGGAACCAAUUAGAAGCCUUCAUGGUGGCAAGACUAUUGACUUCAUUGAUCCUAUAUAUUCAGUGGAGCCUUCAGAAUCACAAUUUUCAUCCAGCAUUUUACGGUUUUCUUAUAGCUCAAUGAGGACUCCUCCAUCUGAGUAUGAUUAUGAUAUGAACACAGGAAUUUCUGUCCUCAAGAAGAUUGAGACGGUUUUAGGAGGUUUUGAUGCAUCAAAUUAUGUGACUGAGAGAAAGUUGGCCACCGCUCCGGAUGGUACUCAGGUUCCAAUAUCAAUUAUAUAUCGAAUGAAUCUUGUGAAGCUUGAUGGAUCUGAUCCAUUACUACUUUAUGGCUAUGGUUCAUAUGAGAUAUGCAUUGAUCCCAGUUUCAAGGCAUCAAGGCUAUCUUUGUUGGACCGGGGCUUUAUUUUUGCAAUAGCUCACAUUCGUGGAGGUGGUGAAAUGGGGAGGAAGUGGUAUGAAAACGGGAAACUGCUGAAGAAGAAAAACACUUUCACUGACUUUAUUGCCUGUGCAGAAUAUUUGAUAGAAAACAAGUACUGCUCAAAGGAAAAGUUAUGCAUUAACGGACGAAGUGCAGGAGGGUUGCUUAUUGGUGCUGUUCUCAACAUGCGGCCUGAUUUGUUCAAGGCAGCAGUGGCAGGAGUUCCAUUUGUUGACGUUUUGACUACAAUGCUUGAUCCAACCAUCCCUCUUACAACUUCAGAGUGGGAGGAAUGGGGUGAUCCUAGGAAGGAGGAAUACUAUUUCUAUAUGAAGUCUUAUUCUCCUGUUGAUAAUAUUAAGGCACAAAAAUAUCCAAAUAUUCUUGUCACAGCUGGGUUAAAUGAUCCCCGUGUUAUGUAUUCUGAACCUGCAAAAUUCGUGGCAAAGCUGAGGGAAAUGAAAACUGAUGAUAAUAUACUGUUAUUUAAAUGUGAACUUGGUGCUGGGCACUUCUCAAAAUCAGGGAGAUUUGAGAAGCUCCGGGAAGAUGCCUUCACUUAUGCGUUCAUUCUUAAGGUAUUGGAUAGGGUUCCUGCCCCAGGCAAUGGACAGGAUUGAUACACUUAUUUUUAAUAUUUUGGGGAUUAGUCAUGGCAGCCUCUAGCACUUAGCAGACCUCGCAACAUGGAUUGAGGGGCCUUGGUGGAUAAUCUUCCUGGUGCUUUAUUAAGGUCACAAGCAACACCGGGGAUUGGUCCCCAAUACCUUCUUGAAGGAGGUCAUUGCAUGUGCCAUGUCUGCCGGAACAAAAUUGGUCCAUAUUUUGCGUUGUAGUUUUCAUGUUUCAAUUUAAUGAAAUUAGAUCCUUUUGAGAUAAGGAAACAUUUUUCGAGCAAUGGAUUUUUUUGAAGUCUUUAUGGCUUGCUCAACAGUGGAAAAGACACAAUCUUGGAAGAAAUUAAGUUUGAAGUGUCCUCUAAUGCUAGACAUUGUAUCUUAAUUAUGAACAUAGCCAAUGCUUCAACA